Molecule: messenger RNA, 4891 nt
Organism: Acanthoscelides obtectus
Lineage: Eukaryota; Metazoa; Arthropoda; Insecta; Coleoptera; Chrysomelidae
Source: the annotation of a GenBank genome assembly
GGCGGCACUAAAGUAGCCAAUCGCCAAGCUAUCCAUUUUAGUCGCCAUUUAAAGCCGUCAAAUCGCCACGCUUGGCAACCCUGCUGCGAAUAUUCUCCAAUUGACAGUUGUCAAAAUUUUCGUGACUUGACAUUUGACACUCCAGAAACAGUUGAAAUCUUUCAAAAAUAUCUUCUGUAUUUAUUCCAAUUCCAGUUAAAUGUAGUUUCUCUUCAAGAAGUAAGCCGGGUAAUUAAAUGAUUUGUACAGAUAGAUUAACACUAUCAUUUUAUAGAAAUUGAGAAGUUGCCAACAGAUUCUUUUUAAGUUAUAUAUGGAUAUGAAGAGCUCAUAACUUGUAAGGUUUCUGUAUCCAAAAUGAUGGAUGAAAAGGUAAUACCACUGUAUAUAACAGACAGCCUUGCUGGUCUGGACGCUUUGGCGACAAAAGACCAUGUUUUGAAAUACCUCAACAAGUCUCCUAAGCUUAAACAUGUAGGUUCCAAAAUGAAAAAGGAACUGUUGCUGUGUCGAGAGGACCAAGAGAGAUCUUACAUUUUAGCUAAGCGCUAUGUUUUGCUGAUGGAUCACCUAUUUAAAGUAUCUGACGAUCCGAAAUAUAUUCGCACUUUGUUUCUCAAUGACUAUAACACUGUAAAGACACUCUUGAAUAGCCUCAGGAGUGAACUAGAGGAAAGGUAUGGUAUUACUGUAGUGCUUCAAGAAAAACUUUCCAUCAGCUUGAGAGCUCCGCAUAGCAGCAAUACGCUUUCAGACGAGUCUUCGAUUGUUCUGGAUAGCGACUAUAUCCAACCGACUGGCGAACCUGACCCCUUUAAAGACUUUGAACCGAUUGAAGAUGAUAUGGCCACAUAUAUCCAGGAACCAAGAGGCGCUCCACUAGUGCAACAUCCUGAAAGUGGAUUGUUCCUUACACCAGAAGAGUUUUACAAACGCCUUGACGACAUGAACGUGUUGAUUGUAGACGUUCGACAAGCCUACGAAUACGAUCAGACUAGAAUUAAGAAAAAGGCAGGAGGCAUGAUUAAUAUUCCACCCAAACUCAUUCAACCAGGACUUUCCGCAAAUACGCUAGGGCUUAAAUUGCCACGAGAGACCCAUGUAAUCUGGGAUAACCGAGAUAGCUUUGACUGCAUCGUCAUGUUGGAUUAUGACACAACAAAGUUUACCUUUGGAUUGUCGAAAUUACACUGCCUACGCAUAUUCAUAACUGAGUGGGACUUCAACAGAAGCUACCGGGAGCUCCCAUUUAUCCUAGAUGGCGGUUUAAAAGAGUUCGUCCAAUGUUAUCCUUCAGAAGUAGAGAAUUCUGGUUGUUUGUUCGCUAAGCAAAACUCGGAGAUCGACGAUUUGUUGGAUAUAGACUCGGUGGAAUAUCCUGGUGCAGCCUCAGGAGAAGGUCAUAGAAACCUCAGGGUUGAUUCGGCAUAUUCUAUGGGCAACGUAGCAAAACGUGUAGAGAGGGACUUCCCCGAAGAAGAUGAAGACGACGAUGUAGCGCUUAAAUUGCGUAAUAUACGGUCAGAAGGGGCAUUGCCGAAACAUUCGUACUUUGCCAAGGAGCCAGGUGUAUCUAGUGGGCCUUACACCAGCAUUUCCGAGCAUCAAAUUACAAUGGAAUACAAUGAAGGAAACAUUAACACUGCAGCUUCAACGGACUUCAUAAAGCCGCAAGAUAUGUCGGUUGAGGAUUGCCAGGCAAUGCGAAAGCUCAUGGAAGGUGACCGAGAAAUGCUGUUGCGAAAAGCCCGCGCAUCAAAACCAACUUAUCUUCCAGAGCAGAGGAAUGAGGGUAACCAAGACUACUCAAGGUCACCUGAAAGACGGAGAGAUAAUUCUCCAGAGCCGAUGGACAAUGCUGUGCCAACCUAUGUCCCCCCACCUCCUUCCUUUGACAGGAGUUUUAAACCUGAUAAAGUCAAAGAACCAGAAAAAGACGUGAACGGGCGAGGCUUCACGGGAAUCCAAAAUUACAAAAAUUGCUGUUUUAUGAGCGCGAUCUUACAAUGUAUGAAAACAUUGCCGUUCAUAAAAGAGUACUAUGUGAAUACAAACAGGUACUUGACCCUGAAUCGAAGAGUACCUCCGGUAUUCAAUAUGUUGAUGGGCGAGGUGUUUGAGAAGCUGUGGGAAGGUUCUGAAGAUGAUCCAAAAAUCUACUAUCCCAAAUUUAUAAGGGAUAAACUCAGCCGCGUGAAUCCAAUGUAUGAAAAAUGCUGGCACGAAGACGCGUUCGAGUUCUUCACAUUUUUCUUCGCUCAACUCAGCGAGGAUUGCAUGGUGGAAAUGCCCAGACCGGAGGUUAUGACGGAUAGUGAACAAGCUUGGUAUAGCGCUCUACAAGGGCGAUCGAGCUUUUUGGUCGAUAGAACGUACUAUCAACUUAGGGACGAGAAAAUUUGCACUCAUUGCAAAAAGAAGAUGUGGUCAUUCGAAACAGAGGGUACCCUAAAUCUUGCCAUGCGGCAGAACUUAGAACCCUGUGAAUUAGAAGAUUUGAUCAACAAUUAUCUGGCCGAAACCACUGAAAAAGACUACCAGUGCGAGAUAUGCAAGAACAUUGGUGCAGUCGUGAACAAGAGAUCUGUCGUCGUAGAUCCAGACACGUUGAUUAUAUGUCUGAAAAGAAUCCUAGUUUCUAAAGAUGAAGUAAUGAAGCAUCCUGGUCUUGUCAGUUUUCCGCAUAAGCUACAAUUUGGAAGCUCAGUGUAUCAACUCUACGCUGUAGUCCAGCAUAGCGGCACUCUAUCUCAAGGCCAUUACAUUGCCACUGUUUUACUGGACGACGUAAGAGACGACUGGAUCGAGUUCAAUGAUGACGUUAUGACUCGCAUCAGUACUAGGCCGUUGAAAGACGCGCUUGGAAUAAGAUCGAGUGUAGCUGGGUUCUUCUACGUUCGUCAAUAUGCUGCAGAACCUAAUGUGGUAUAGUCUGAUAAAGAAAUGUGAUACUAGAAUAACUAAACAACAUAUAUACAACAUUCCUGGAUAAGACGCAGUAUUUUUCUAGUAAUUUUAUCAUAUACCACGUUCCUUUGAAGUGCCUAUAGACGUAAUUUAGGAAAUUUGAAUAUCGAGUUUGCUUCUUGUCACAUCAUACAAAUAGCGUUUUCGCGCCAAGCAACUGGAAAGGGCAAAUAUAUUUACAGGAAGUUAUUUAUGCUGCUUCAUAAUACACAGUGGGUAGAUUGAUAUAUUUGUAUUGAAUCUAUCCUCUGACCUUUCUGUAGCUUGUAAAUAUUUGUGUCAGAAUUCUAUAUAAUAGUGCAUAUAGAAUGUCCAUUUUAAGAACAAAAUGAUACGUUAUGCAUGUCAGAUAUGUUUUGACAAGAAGCUUUAUUUACCUGAUUUAAGAAUUGUUGGGGUAUAUCACUUUUGGGUGGGUUUUCGACCCUGAAAAUGACUGAAUUAAAAUUGAUUGCAUCUAUGAGAUUUUCGAGUUUUUAGCAUACUCCAUUUUUUCUUCAAUCUCAAUAACGAAAAGGUAUUUUUUGUCACUACAGGCUAACUUCCAAACAGUAAUUUUUGAAUGCAAUAGUUCAAGCAAAUUAGAAAGAACAGAAUAAUAAUAGGAAUUAUGGAAUUAUGUUUUAACAAAAUUUAUUCACAGCUAGUACUUUGUCAUCAUAGGAUUUGCAUCAUUUAUGACCUAAAAACUUCCUGGUUCAAUUGGUGCUCUGCAAAAAUUUCAUUUCAGUCCGAGCCAGCCUUUUUCCUGUGCCCCAACAUUCAUGUUUAUUUUUUAUGUUACUUAUCGUUGUUGUUGCAACAUUCAUGUUUAUUUUUUAUGUUACUGAUCGUUGAUGUUGAGUCAUAUUUUAUACUAGGCUCUCCUGCACUAUUUGAAAAAGACGGAAGGCUUAGCAACAAUGGAUAUUUUUCAACCUUACCGUAUCCUUCGUUAAUGUUGCUCAAAUUUCCAAUACAAAAUCCAUAGACAAAUCUUUUUCAUAUCACCAGUUUCUUUGGUCUGGAUCAAGAAAAUCAUGAGAUCCUUCGCAUUAAAUAGUUGCAUAUCAUUUACUAGCAGAUACUCCAUAUAGAUCAUUUUUGCAGCAACCAGAAGAGAGCUAGGUAUAUAAUAUGCCGUCAGAUUGAUUUAAAGGCCGUUUUCAUAAUUUAAGUUUUAUUUAUUUUAAUAUAGAUUCAUUGUGUACACAGAGAACCUAACACAAGCUUAUUAAUAUAGUGGAUCCAAAUGAACAGGAUUUCAUAAAAUGUGUUGAGUUUGACAGAUUGAUGUGGAACACAAAAAAUAAUGCAACAGGUGUAGGUACUGUUACAUGUUUUUUUUGUUCAAUGUGGGUCCAAUAAAUUCAUCACAUAUUCUAGAAACACCCUUUUGAGACAGUUGCAUGAUUUUGUCUAUCUGAAUACAAGAAAGGCUAAAGUACCCUCUCGAUAUUCCACUGAAAAGCUGGUGCAUUGUCCAGAACAGCAAGAACAACUUAGUAGCGUUUGUAACUUAAAAAAAUAUAUUUUUAUAAAAAUGUUUCAAACCUGUUGGGAUACUCUGUGGCAUAAAUGAUUUUUAUAUUUGUUUUGAUUGACAAAUACCAAUAGCAAAGCAUAAAACAAUUCUAGUCUGCAUGAAUGUAUGUAAUCUAUAUAUUGUUUUGCUUAGGUAUUUGUUAUUACUAUAGUUGUACUGUUCUUUUCGUUUUUUAUUAAAAAAGUUUGAUAUAAACGAAACUUGUUUUUUACCCUUAACGAACGUAACGAAACAUAUCUAGUAAAGAGAUGAAUUUUACUACAGAUCACAGAUACGCAGGGCUUUUUUAACCAUGUUAAAAAAAUAUCCGAAUCUAUAAUUAUGUCAAAAAUUACAUUUGGCGAUAGAAAGCACCGAUUUUAUUAUUCAACGUCUAUGUUACACUAAUUUAUCACAGCC